This is a messenger RNA of Leptonychotes weddellii (Weddell seal), 2391 nucleotides long. It is a transcript of the gene YJU2B, whose product is annotated as YJU2 splicing factor homolog B. Gene Ontology annotation, biological process: mRNA splicing, via spliceosome. Gene Ontology annotation, cellular component: post-mRNA release spliceosomal complex; U2-type spliceosomal complex. Lineage: Eukaryota; Metazoa; Chordata; Mammalia; Carnivora; Phocidae. The record is from RefSeq and is a predicted model, not a curated record.
GCGGUCGGGCACGGUGAGGGCCCUGGGUCUGGUCGUUGCUUCACCCGAUCUCGGAGCCGCCCGAUGGGGGACGAGCGCGCUGGGGGCCGCGGGGCUCUGCGGUUGUGGGCCCAUGUCCGGAGCCGGCUACGGUCCCAGCCGCGACCCCUGACUGAAAUCCCCGGGCCCGGCCGCGACUUCAGCCCCAGCCCCGGGCCAUGCUAUGCCUGAAGGGCCCUUAGGUUUUCUUCUUUGAAAAAUGGGACCAGGGAGCGCCUACCUCACUGGGUUAUGGUGAAGAUUUUGAUGCUUGUAAAACGGUUUGGCAUGAGAAAUAAUCGAAGGUACCAACAUACAACUCUGCAUCAGGCGCUGGACUAAGUACUUCAACUCACUGAGUUUUGACAGCGGCCCUAUCAGGUUGAUACUUUUAUAAACCCUCUUUAUAGAUGAGAGAACUGAAGCUCAGAGAGAAAUGCUUUGCCAAAAGUCGAAACGCUAGCAAGCAGAGUCGGGAUCCAAGCACUAUGCCCUAAGCCAGUGGGGUUUAUAAUUACUCCUGACACCAAGAACUAGAGAUUUCUAUACAUUCAUCCUGUAGCCCCACCUGUGCCAGUCACUGUGGUGGUAAAACCCCUGUGAGAGCCCCAGCUCCUGAAAAUGGGGUACCCUGCAAACAUUUCCCAGUGUCUUACUUUAUUCACAGCAACCCCAGAAAGUCCUGUCACCAUCAUAGACUCUUUACAGACUGGGGCAGUCAAGAGCAGAGCCAGAAGACCGGGGAGGAGGCAGCUGCGCUGGUCCAGACAAACACCGCUCUUUGGAGGAUCGUCUAAGCUGCCGACAUCACACACAGCCCACAGCAUCUUCUCCGGGAAGCCGUGGCCCCUCCACCAGACUCCCCGGGAGGGCAGGACUGGGCAGGGGGUUGACACUGCACAAUCCGUGUCUCAUCUUUUCAGAUCAGCCGUGUUGAGGGCGAGGACCAGUAGGCAGCUGCCAAGAUGGGUGAAAGGAAAGGUGUAAACAAGUACUACCCUCCGGAUUUCAAUCCUGAAAAGCAUGGCUCCCUGAACCAGUACCACAGCAGCCACCCGCUGCGGGAGCGGGCUCGGAAGCUGUCCCAGGGCAUCCUCAUCAUCAGGUUUGAGAUGCCCUAUAACAUCUGGUGUGAUGGCUGCAAGAACCACAUCGGCAUGGGUGUUCGCUACAAUGCAGAAAAGAAGAAGGUUGGCAAUUACUACACAACCCCAAUCUACAGGUUCCGGAUGAAAUGUCAUCUCUGUGUCAACUACAUCGAGAUGCAGACGGACCCGGCCAACUGUGACUACGUGAUUGUGAGCGGCGCCCAGCGCAAGGAGGAGCGCUGGGACAUGGUGGACAAUGAGCAGGUGCUGACGACAGAGCACGAGAAGAAGCAGAAGCUGGAGACGGAUGCCAUGUUCCGCCUGGAGCACGGCGAGGCUGACCGGAGCACACUCAAGAAGGCCCUUCCCACCCUGAGCCACAUCCAGGAGGCCCAGAGCGCCUGGAAGGAUGACUUCGCGCUCAACAGCAUGCUGCGGAAGAGGUUCCGGGAAAAGAAAAAAGCCAUGCAGGAAGAAGAAGAGAGGGACCAGGCGCUGCAGGCUAAGGCGAGCCUGGCCAUCCCACUGGUGCCCGAGACAGAGGACGACCGCAGGCUGGCCGCCCUGCUCAAGUUCCACACCCUGGACUCCUACGAGGACAAGCAGAAACUCAAGCGGACAGAGAUCAUCAGCCGCUCCUGGUUCCCCUCCACCCCGGGACCCACCACCAGCAGCAGCAAAGCCGGCAGCGUCCUGAAGAAGCUGGCCCAGAACCGCAGAUCAGCACUCGUCUGCUCUCCCAUCACUGUAGGAGACCUGGGCAUCGUGCGACGGCGGUCCCGGGAGGUCUCAGAGAGCCCCCAGCACACAGCGGAGACCCCCAAGCCUGGGGAAACAUGGGUGCCAGAGGGGAACACCCAGGACGGGCCCACAUGCCCCCAAGACUGCUCUCCAGAGACAGCCGAGACCCCCAAGAGCAGGGGGCCUCGGGGGCAGGAAGGGAAGUGUCAGGACAGGCCCCAGUCCCCACCAGGCUCCUCUCAGGAGGCAGCCACCCCCCAGGACACACCACACCCGUGCACCCUCAGCUCCUCUCUUGUGGCUGAUUACUCCGACUCCGAGAGCGAGUGAGCAGUUCUGGGGACCGCACCUGCUCCAGAGGCUGCGACGGGCCCAGGAGGCCCCUCAGACUGCAGCCCUGCUUGCCCACCAGCCCUUGGAGAGCUCAGACGCUGCCCCUCCCCAGACCUCGCCUUCCCGCAGCAGGGAAGAUAUUUAUUUGGUCCUGGAGAGGGUGUUUGUGCCUUGUGGGACAACAUCCCAACAUUAAAGCGCUGCUUCUUUG